AUGCCGACAACAGCUACGUCAGCAACAACACCCGCAACACCAACGCUAGUGACAGUCGUACCCGAACCAGCGCCAUCUUCAUCGCGCAUACUGUCACCUGCAACACUUCGCGUGACACCCACACCGCUAAAACACAAGCGACCUGACGCAGAAUACGUGUCGCCCAUCAAGAAGAUGAAGAAAACAAUGCAACACCAGAAGCGCCGCAUUAUUGACAGCAUUGACGAUCUACGCAAUUUCAUCCAGAACAACGACGUCACAAACUCAGACAUUCGCGAAUCCUUCCAAAUCCAAGCGCACCUGCUAUGGACUGUCAACGAAUACAUUCACGGCCUACGCUUCCUGCGUCUCUACCUCGGCGAACAAAGAGCACCUGAGUCACUCCACGAACAACAAACGGAAUACCAACAGGCACAGCGCGACGAUCUCUUCCACGCCAACCAAUUCCUAAUCACUCUGUCGUUGUACGACAUUGCAGCUGACAACCCAAGUAUCCCGUCUCUUGGCUCCAUUAUCGUUUUCGUACCAACCAAACUACGCUUGUACCGCCACUGCUGCCAGGUCGAAACCAAGGUAUACCACAUCGGGACAGUGACCCCACCGUGAUUCCACCACAUUCAUCUUCAACAGCCUACGUAUGCAUCUCGAAAAAGAUCUACGACAACUUGACAUACAUUCACUCACUCACAACUGACACAGGCAUGCGCAAUCUAAGUCUAACCAACAUCUACUU
Molecule: messenger RNA, 733 nt
Organism: Phytophthora infestans T30-4
Lineage: Eukaryota; Oomycota; Peronosporomycetes; Peronosporales; Peronosporaceae
Exons: 3
Coding region: 1-606 (201 amino acids)
Source: RefSeq, a predicted model, not a curated record